Molecule: messenger RNA, 1195 nt
Organism: Argentina anserina (silverweed cinquefoil)
Lineage: Eukaryota; Viridiplantae; Streptophyta; Magnoliopsida; Rosales; Rosaceae
Product: farnesol kinase, chloroplastic
Exons: 6
Coding region: 6-962 (318 amino acids)
Molecular function (GO): kinase activity
Source: RefSeq, a predicted model, not a curated record
CAGAAAUGCACCCAUACCUAUCCUUAGAUCCUGUACGGUUCGGCCUUCCAUGUUCCCUGCUCCAUCAGUCAACCCAUUCUCCACGACUUCCUCAGUUCAUCUCUACUACUAGUCUUCACCUUCGUCUCACUCCAACUUCAGUUUCAGACUCUCUCCCUUCUGCCACUCUCAGACACCCAAUCACUCACCACCUUCGUAAUUCUCGCCGCCGCCUUGUGACGUCAGCUCCCGCCGCUAUGUUUCCGGAAAAUCUGCUCGCCGCUGAUAUCUGCGCCCUCGCCAUUUCCGGUGGUGUGGCGACUUUUUUUCUUCUGUUGUGGGCACAAACCGCCAAACGUGGGAUCUUCGAUCAGAAACUCAACAGGAAGCUAGUGCACAUCAGCAUUGGCCUUGCUUUCAUGCUUUGCUGGCCACUAUUCAGUUCAGGCUACCAAGGAGCGCUUUUAGCAUCUCUUGUUCCAGGCCUCAAUAUCGUACGAAUGCUUCUACUGGGACUUGGAAUAAUGAAAGAUGAAGGAACAGUGAAGUCAAUGAGCAGAUAUAACGACCAUAGGGAACUUCUCAAGGGACCACUCUAUUAUGCUGUGGCCGUAACUUUGGCUUGUGUAGUCUAUUACAGAACUUCCCCGGUUGCAAUUGCAAUAAUAUGCAACCUGUGUGCUGGAGAUGGGUUAGCAGAUAUUGUUGGUAGGCGUUUUGGUGCCCAAAAACUACCAUAUAACAGAAACAAAUCUAUAGCCGGUAGUGUGGCAAUGGCAUCUGCUGGAUUUUUAUCAUCUAUUGGGUACAUGUAUUAUUUCUCUAAAUUUGGCUAUGUUGACAAGAGCUGGGUUAUGGUGUUGGGUUUUUUGGUUGUGUCGCUUGCUUCAGCACUGGUAGAAUCACUUCCUAUAAGCACCGAGCUUGAUGACAACCUGACAGUUCCGCUUACCACUAUUCUAGUUGGCAGUUUCAUUUUCUGAUUUGUUUAGUCCUAAGUUGUAGGGAACAGAUUGUAGGGAAGAUCAUCAAUUGCAUUUGGCAAACUUGAAUGUUGUAUGCUGUGUCCUCUAGCAUUGUUUCUCCUUAGAUACUCAAGAUCUCUGUAAUUCAGAUGACGAUGCAGGUGACUUGCCAACCCGGUCGGCUUGGUUGGACAACCAUAAUUCUUGUAAUAUGUAACAUUCAGUGUGAUCAGUGCAAUAUAUUCAUUGUC